AUGAGUUGUCAUUAUCGUGAGAAAGGAAAAAGGACAAAGUUAACCACCACCAAGUAUCCCUCAUCUAUAUGGAAAAUUUUUAUUUUUGUAUCAGAAAUUGCUAUGUCAGAUUUAAUAGGAGAAGUAAAAGAACUUCGUGAUGGAAAAGAGGCUCUUCAUUGA
This is a messenger RNA of Funneliformis geosporum, 162 nucleotides long. The record is from the annotation of a GenBank genome assembly. Lineage: Eukaryota; Fungi; Glomeromycota; Glomeromycetes; Glomerales; Glomeraceae.